AUGUCAGCCCCCAACCAAUCCCACACCAAUUCCCCAUCUUACCUCCUGAUGGGCAUCCCUGACCUGGAAGUUUUCCACAUGUGGAUUUCCAUCCCGUUCUGCAUCAUCUACAUCACAGCUGUGCUGGGAAAUGUCCUGGUGCUCCUGGCUGUGGUCCUGGACAGGAGCCUGCACCAGCCCAUGCUCUCUUUCAUUGCCAUGCUGGCCACCAUCCACCUCAUCCUCUCCACUGCCAUCCUACCCAAGAUGCUGGGCGUGUUCUGGUUGGAUUCCAGGGAGAUUGGCUUUGAGUCCUGCUUCAUCCAGAUGUUCUUCACCCACACAUUCACCACAGCGGAGUCAGGGCUGCUCCUGGCCAUGUCCUUGGAUGGGUACGUGGCCAUCUGCCUGCUGAGGUGCAGCACCACCCUGAGCACCAGGGCCAUCCGGGCAGGAUUGCUGUCCCUGGCCAGGGCAGUUGGCAUCGUGGUCCCCCUGAUGUACCUUCUCACCAGCCUCCCCUGCUGCAGCAGCAAGGUGAUCCCUCACUCCCACUGCGAGCACACGGCCAUGGUGGGGCUGGCCUGUGCCAAAGUGGCCACCAGCCACUGCUACAGCCUGACCACGGCCACCCUGCUGGUGGGGACAGAUUCUGCCUUCAUCACCUUCUCCUACUGCAGCAUCCUCACUGUGCUCAGGCUGCCCUCACACAGAGCUCUGCUCAAGGCCCUCAGGAUCUGUGGCUCCCACAUUUUUGUCAUCCUCAUCUUUUACAUCGGUGGGCUCCUGUCCAUGGACCUGCAGAUGUUCACUCCCAGCCUGGCCCCUCAUGUCCAGCUGCUGGUGGCUGAUUUCUACCUGACAGUGCCUCCCAUGCUCAAGCCCCUCGUUUAUGGCAUAAAGGUGAAGCAGAUCCAGGAAGGAAUCUGCAAAUUGCUGGGGCAGCUGGCAGGAGCCAGGAGAUCACAAGCUGCUCAAGAGGCUCAGAUUCAGAGAGACAGAAUAAGAUUUCUCCCAUCUCAGAAUAAAUGUGGAACUGAGUGCAAUUAA
Molecule: messenger RNA, 1029 nt
Organism: Cinclus cinclus
Lineage: Eukaryota; Metazoa; Chordata; Aves; Passeriformes; Cinclidae
Product: olfactory receptor 52K2-like
Biological process (GO): G protein-coupled receptor signaling pathway
Cellular component (GO): membrane
Molecular function (GO): olfactory receptor activity; G protein-coupled receptor activity
Source: RefSeq, a predicted model, not a curated record